Messenger RNA from Ostertagia ostertagi, 264 nucleotides. The record is from the annotation of a GenBank genome assembly. NCBI's taxonomy places the organism in Eukaryota, Metazoa, Nematoda, Chromadorea, Rhabditida, Trichostrongylidae.
AUGAUGUGCAUACUAAUGGACGAGUUCACAUUGUUAUCCAACUAUCCAAUACCGAUCGACACUUCGCUGUGCACAGCGGUUGUUGCAGAGAAUGAUGCAUAUGUUCUUCGUGGCCAUGGUGCCCCGGAUUUCAAGCAAGUUUGGCCAGGAAUGCGGGUUCUCGAAAUCAAUGAUGCUGGACACGUGACCGCCUACCUUCAAGGGCAUCGUAUUUUCCGGGAUACAAUAGCGCAAACCUUAAAUCGCAUGGAGUCCGCUCACUGA